UUUCAGGUGAACAAAGUAAAAAGAUGUCAUUAUUUCUUACCAGAUAACGUGGAGCAAAUUAUCAUCAUGGAUGACGAUACUCUUUUAAAUGGCGGACCACAAGGCUCUAGUGGGGAAGCUAGUGUCGUUCUUCUAGAUUUCUCCCAAAAGUUAAGUCUUGUGGAUGAUGGAGAAGAUGUUAGACCACAGAGAAUUGUUGUGGAUGAUGGAGAAGAUGUUAGACCUCAGAGAACUGUUUCAGAGACUUGUAAUUUACUGGAUACAAAUGAUGAACAAAGAUUAGUUUCCCCGAAUAUUGAAAUAGCAUCAGAAAAAUCAACUGUAGCCGCGCCCAAUGAAGGUGAAGAACAGAUGAAGUUCACAUGUUCCUGUGGUGAGAGGUUUGACAAGUCUGUGCAGCUGGCAUCACACAGACGUUGGUCAUGUAGGCUUAAAGAAAAAACAGCACAAUGCGAAGUCUGCAACAACUGGUUCGCCUCGGAUGCGGGCUUGAGGAGGCACAUGAAACAUGCCCAUGGUGGGAUCGUCAGCUGUGACAGUUGCAACUUGCGCUUCCCCAAUAAAAUUAAAUUGACGCACCAUUGGAUGGAGGCCCACCAUGAUGACAGUGUGGAGGAAUCCAAGUCCCUCAAGUGUUACGUGUGCGGGGAUACGAAUUUCGAUAGUAAAUUUGAACUGGAAUGUCACCUGGUUGUUCACAAGUAUGAGAAACACCAGGAAAAGUUGUCUCAGCAUGGACAUUGGCCGCACCAGACUCCUUGUUCCCCUUACCCUCCACCCUGUUUGAGACGAACGCUGCGCCAACAUCUUAGACCACGCUGGCCAUUUUUCCCCUUUCACCGCCCACCUUUUCCCUUCCAUCACCCGCCACAUUUUCCGUUUCUGCAUCACAUUCCUUUCUCCCCACCUGGUGCUGCUUCUUCAGCGCCCAGGAUGGAACGAGCAAACCCGCCCGGCUUAAGCACUGCAGAUGAAUCUGUUUUUACCUCUGUACACGGCACACCACCCCAGCCCCCUCGACAUGAUCACACCUAUAUAGAGCCCACUGACACGCCUGCAUUCUUCCCACCCCAUCUCUUCAAGCACCACCAGCACCACAGGUCACAUGGUAAGAUCAAGUGGAAGAAGUAUCUGAAACUCAUGAAGAAAGGGAUAGUACCCCCCCUGCAGAUGGAUCCACAGUACACAAAACUAUCUGAUGUGG
Lymnaea stagnalis (great pond snail) is the source of this 1204-nucleotide messenger RNA. NCBI's taxonomy places the organism in Eukaryota, Metazoa, Mollusca, Gastropoda, Lymnaeidae. The record is from the annotation of a GenBank genome assembly.